UCGUGUCCCGCAGGGAUAAAGUCCUGCAGCCUGAUGUACGCCGCUGAUUGGCGCGCGGCGACGUUAAACGCGCGUUGCCUCUGAUGAUCUGCUGUUAGUUCCUCGUUCGGCGGCAGUGGUGGCAAACCCCAUCUAUCAGUUCAUGUGUGUAUGUGUAUUUGUGAAUAUUAGUACCAGCCAAGUAACACGGGUACUACCCAUACUCACCGCUGUGAAGUCCACGGCGAAGGCGGCGAAUAUAACAAUGACGGUUCAGAGCGCAUAGAACUGCUAUAUUCUUUGUAAUACGAUUACUUCUACAAGCAAUAUUAAUUCAAGGAUAACUAUUGCCGCUAGCGCGCUACCUCGAUUAAUUAGUCAAUCGAAGAUUCUACUACUACCGUCACCCCGCCGCCUUGCGGAGCACCGGGGCGGAUUCGCGCAGAGCAAUUUGCCCCUGUAGCCCCAGCGUCUGCAGUCCUCCACUGUACGUGCAUGUGUGUAGUGAGUGCCGUGUGGGGCUUGCUGUGGUGUGUUCGCAGUAUAGUCCGUAGUUUUUUUGGACAAGAAACUAAGGCUAAUUUCAUGUUUCCGUACUUCUAAUCCCGCUGUUUGUUGCUUUAUGUAUCAUCUUAUCUCGCCAUCUCCAUUUACUAGGCCAUAUCUCAGGAUUAGCCAAUAGUAUCGGUGGAACACCGAGCGGUCGACGGAAAAAGGAAAUCCGCCAGUAAAUAAAGGACGGAAAGUUACUGUUUCCUAACUGCACAUUGACUAUACGGUACAGCUGGUUUGCCUACACUGCUCACCACUCAUUGAGCCACUGGUGCCGCUUCUGCGCUAUAAAAUGUAUUUGAAGUGAAUUGUGGCUUGGCGAUGGCGAGUUUAAUUGGCUGCUUAACUGCUGGUUCGUGAUCAUAAGCUAGCGAAAGGAAAUCUAUCCUAUUUUUUCCUCUGUUUUAGUCUUUCCCACCCUACUUCUGAAAGAUCGAAGCCACAAGAGAAAACUUCGCAGGGAACGCCUAGCGCGUAGUAUUGUGUUGUGGUAAUAUUUAAUUCACACUGUCGCGCGGUGGAUGGCGAUGCUGCGACGCUCGGUAGACCUUGAGGCGGGUACAUGCGACCCUCGUCGUCAUGAAGUUAGUAUUCGGGUACCGUGCAAGAAGAUGAAGAAGCGUCGUGAGCUGGAUGCACUUAUAGCAAAAAGUCACAAGACGUUAUCAGCUGUGUAUAAGUCAGGCGGAAGCAGUGGGUUCCCUGGUCCUCACGGGCCUCUUCUAAAGAAUGAUUCGGAUUCAGGAUCUGAUCUCGAAGGGUUUCCUUCAGUCGUCAGUCCUAAACACCAAUCAGCAUGCUGCAAAAGUUCCAGUGGGCGAAGUAGCGGUGGCCUCUGGAUUCCUGCUUGGUUGUUCCUCAUCGUUCUCAUAGGGACCCUGGUCUCGGCCACCCUCCUGUGGUUGCACAUCGGCCUCAAGCAGGACUUCACACUGCUCCGAAACCAUCUUGCAAAAGUGGAUGCUGAAGGCAAGCGUGUGUUUGAUACGUUUCGGGAGGUCGACCAGCGGUUUGCCCAACUCCAAGCUAAUCAAUCGCAGAUAGCCAAGCGGUUAGAACAGCUUAACUUGAGACUGAAUCAGAUCGCACGGGACGUCAGUCUGGUGAACGGAUCAGCUCAGCAAAUUCGCGGAAGUAUUGCUGAAGCUGUUAAUACCCAACUGCCUGGCCAUCUCUCUCGGCUGAACGGAUCCGUCCAUGAGUUACAAUCACAGAUAAUUGACCUAUCAGGAAAGCUAGCCACAGUCCGUAUGGAGCUAACAGCGGUUGAAGGUCGAUCUCAACAUCGCAUCAAGGAAGCGAUUAAUAUAUUUAAUACCUCCAUAGAAGCCAUUGAAGACGUCAUCGCUGGACGGGACGCAACGUCAACAUUGAGUCACGAAUUUAACGUGACCAUAGAGCAGGCCAUUGGUCGAGCUCAAAGCGAAAGUGAUUCACGGUUUGAUGAACGAAUGUCCAAUAAAUUGCAAGAGCUCAAGCAAACAUUGGCUUCCCUACCAGCUCCAUCGUUGCCUAUCCCUCAAGAGUCGCUGCAACUGAUGCAAAAUAGCGGUGGCCAACAACAAUCACAAUGCAAGACUCAGAAUGACCCGAUACCGAACGGAAAAGCUAAUAAGGCUCAAAAAUCGGAAAGCGUUUCCGGUUCGGCGAUGUCCGCAACUACAGCCGAAAGUUUAUUGUCUCCAACUAACCGUACAAUAGUAAUCGCUGAUCUUCCUGAAAAGAAACCGUCAUCACAAGUUACUGCGGUCCCUGCGGUCGCUUAGAAGCAUCACAAAAAAAAAACAAAGACAGCUUCAGUUAAACAAGCGCAGACGCGUUUUUUAUCAGUUCACAGGUUAUGCAUUUUCGUAGAAGUGGAAGUUGAAAACGACAGCAACCCAACCUCGUCGCCUUCAAGUUAUCGUUCGCCGUUCCAUAUGUCAUAGUCAUCCUCACGCAUCCAUAUAGAGAGGCACGUUGGAACGUUAAUGACGUCCUACUUAUAGAAUAUAUAAGACACGCGGAUAUAAGGAAAUCGGUGAUAGUACAGCGCUAAGAUAUAUGGGCUGGAAGUGUAGUAGUUGUACAUUUUGUCACAGGUGCUAAGGGUGUUAGUUGAACUAAAAUUGACAGAAAAAAAAGUGACAAUUGUGUCAUGUCAGUGAGUCACGCAGUAGCGCUCCAAAAGGCUUCAUAUUAGCAAGGGUUACUGAAAAAAGAAAAUCAACGUUAUCAAUAGAGAUGACAUUACAUGAUAGAAAGAUGGAGUUGGCAAACAGAAAAAAAACAUAGAGACUGAUUAUUCCAUAGAAACAAUUGAGCUCACGUGUACAUAUAUAUAUAUAUAUAUAUAUAUAUAUAUAUAUAUAUAUAUGCGUUGAGAGAGGAAUCACAAGAGGGAACGUUGUAAGGAAAAGGAAAGACAAUAAUCGAAGGCUUAUAUUGUUAUUAUCAGAAACGAGCUUAAAAACGCAGGGGGUUGGAGAGUACCUUGUUUUUUUAGGGCCUAGUAGGAGUUGCCGUUGUCAAGAGCAUUUGUAACGUCGCUAACUAAACGAUACUAGAAAAACAAUAGCGUUAAAAGACUAUCGUAUAUCAUACAUAUCGAACGGGUCAUAGGAACGCCAGUUCAGUUGAAGCCAAAGGAAUAUGGAAGAAAAAGCUGUAGCUAAAUGUAGUUAUUGAUUGAAUAUAUGAAAUUCGCAUUCUCCUUCUUACAGCAGGCUGGCCAUUGUCGUUCGUUCGUCAGAUUUAAUGAUUCGAAAAGACAAAAAUUGUGUUUUUAAGGAUUAUCACGGCAGCAACAGCAGCAGCAGCAGCAGCAGCAGCGAUAACAACAAAUGUUCGUCAUAGGGAAAGAUCAACGAAUUCGGACUCGGCUCGUAGGAUAACUGGACUGAUAGGACCGACAAAGGACAUCAUUAAUAAGAACAACUUGAAAAAAGGGCCGACGUUAAUAAAAGAAAAUAAGACAAACUAACUCUGCGUUGGAGUUCAGAGUGUUUCUACAAAUCAUGUUCAUAGUCUAUGAUAUUUGUUACGUAUACAUAAGUAUGGUUAUAUAUAUAUAUAUACAUAUAUAUAUAUAUAUAUAUAUAUAUAUAUAUAUUCUGACACAUGCACACAAAUGCAUACACUGUAAAAAACCUACUAAAAAAUCAUGAAAAAUCUCAAGAUACGCAACUUAUUCUCAGAAGGAAGCGCGUGACUUGUUAUCAGGAAGCAUCUUACUAAACAACCAUUGAUAGAUCGCUUUCUUUUGACCUAAUUGACGCCAACCUAUGUGAUGUUUGAGAACAAUGGAAAUAAAUCAGUAAAGCUGAGUAAAGUAGCCGAUCAAAAAAGUCAGUAUAAACGGCCGUAAUGGUAACCUAUUAAGUUAAAUAAAUAAAUAGGUGCCAAUGAUUGAGAUAGUUCCACUUAGCUUAUUUCUGUUUAAAGAGGACAAUAACUUUUGUUUGACAAGAAUUUUUCGAAACAUAAACAGGAACGUUUCGAGAAGCACAAUACGGACGCGAAAGGGAGACGUCGGUACUACGCAAAAAUCACAAAGCUAACGAUUACGCGUAAAAGAAACAGAACCGCUCUAGAUAGAUGAUAUGGGGGAAAACCAGAGGACGUCGAGAUGACGUUUAUUUUAUAGCUAUUAGUCAACGUUGCUUGGAGUGAUUAUCGUGCCCUUUACUUUGAUAGCCUUCUAGGGAUUUUUCCAUAAUUAUAUACCUAUUAUCACCUUGUCUCACCUGUUGUUCCCUUGAUUAGUCUGUCAGUUAUGUGUGUACGCAUGUAUUUAUAGGAGGCGCGCUGAUAGAUGUCUAUUAGAUCGAAUCAACACAAGCGAACAACAAUGGAAGCUUUAUGCCUCUGAGAGGACAACAAAAUAUUAACCAUUUUCUAGCACUGUUAUUAGAAACUUUUAGCAAGUUGGCCGAAAGUAACUUAAGUUCGGUCAACUAACAAAAUACAGAAAAAGGUCAAAACCUGCCGAUUAUGCUCUAGACGAAACCUCGAACAUUCUGAGAAUACGGCAUUUUAUAAAUAGCUAAAAUCUGACAGGAAAUGACUCUCGACACCUAUGCACGAGGCGGUAGAGUCUACUAGCCAGUACGUAUUGAAACCAAAUGAAGAGCUAAUUGUACUCCCACGUAUUUAUUUAUUUACAAUAUAUCGUGGACUGCCGGGCAUCUAAACAACAAUUGUUACAGAAACUAUGUUGACACUGUUUCAUGAGAAAUUAAGUGGCGCUGUUCUCUACAAAAAGCUGCCGGCUUGACAAGUAUUUCCGAUUAUAUCACUACUGCGAUAGCUAAAGCCGUCCUGUAUGCACAAUCUAAAUACUACUACUGAUAAACAGCACAACCACGUAAAGCAUGUCAUUAAAAAAGUACUUCGCCAAUUUUCAUCACGCACAUCAAACACUCACAAUUGAAGAUAGUUGCCCGUGCAACUUAUAUUAUUGGUCCUAUUAAUGCGACCCAACACGUGAUCCCCAACUAGCCGUCACUUGAAAAUGGGCCCGUGCUUUCAGCAUAAUAUAUUUUUGACUUAAAUUAAAAUAGUGAAAAUAAUAGAAGGGACAAAUGGACAUUUCACGAAAUGAAACAUUUUAUUUAGCGCGGUACCCCAUAACUACAGGGCAUCAACGUGUUGGGUGCAUGAACUUAGCCUACAUCCAGUUUCUGCACUGAAUAACAGAAACUAGUGUUCUGUUUUUACAUAGCAGAAUAAUAACAAUAAUAAAAUGAUAAUUGAAGUUUUUGAAGUAUUCAUACGGCCUAUUAUAACCCUUUCUGCUGAAAGGAAGCCCCUAAGCGUAAAAUAAUAAUAAUAAAAAAAAAAAAAAAAAAAAAAAAAAAA
Messenger RNA from Varroa destructor (honeybee mite), 5370 nucleotides. RefSeq lists its product as uncharacterized. The record is from RefSeq and is a predicted model, not a curated record. Lineage: Eukaryota; Metazoa; Arthropoda; Arachnida; Mesostigmata; Varroidae.